AAAUGCUGCAGAGGAUCUUUUCCCAUUGCUACCAUCUCUACACGCGCCUGUUUUUCGUCUGUUGGUGACCCACGCAAUCGAUCACUUCACGAGCUUGCAUUUAUUAUGCUACAAACCCUUCUCAUCAAAUUCCAAUUCGAUUAGUCACCUUGAUUUGUCAGCUUUAUCGAUUCCUUCACAACAUUUUCCGAAUUACAAUUCGAGAAGAUGUGAGUUGCAAUAGAAUCAAUAAUUUCUCUGGGUUUUAGAGAGAUAGAGAAGAUGUGGAAUCCGAGAAGGCCUCACUUUCUUCUGGGUUUUGACCCAUCCUUUUGCUCUGAAAGACUGAACAUACCAUGUAAUUUUGUAAAAUAUAUGGAAGGAACAGCUCCCGGGACAGCAGUUUUGGUAGGUCCUAGUGGGAACAGUUGGUUUGCUGAUCUGAUUCUGGUUGAAAACGGUUUGUUCCUCAAUGAUGGUUGGGCUGAUUUUGCGAAAGAUCACUUUCUUGAACAUGGUGAUUCAAUAGUUUUUAGGUAUGAUGGAGAUUCAAAUUUUACAUUGCAAAUUUUUGACCAGAGCAUGUGUGAGAAGCAAGCUGCAUUUAGUGCUAAAAGCAGCCAAGAUGUGAGUAGAUAUGAUAGUAUUGUGGUAAGAAAAAGACAAAGGGAAAGAUCAGCUCACCUAGAUGGCAUUAUUGAAGGAGUUCCCAAUAAGAUGAGAUGCUCCCAACCGCGAUCUGAUAGCAUGUGUGAUGCUCAUGAGAACCAUACAAAUUUGGUCAACACAGAAGAUUGGAUGCAGCAAGCUGAUGGAAACAGUAGCAUGAGGAAUCUUAUUACUGUUGCACUACCUCUUGCGGCUGUUCCACGUGACUACACAGAUCACAGAACCACAAAUCUAGAUGUACUGCUUUCUGCUUCAGAAGCAGAGAAAAUGGCCCAAUCAUUCAAGUCGUCUUUCCCCAGCUUUCUGAAAGUCAUGAAGCGAUUCAAUAUAAGUGGUUCUUACACUCUAAAUGUCCCCUAUCAGUUUGCAACUGAGCACCUUCCAAAAUGCAAAGUAAAAAUUGUGCUUCGUAAUUUAAGAGGAGAGAGUUGGACGGUGAAUUCAAUUCCCACAACAAAAGUUCAAACAUCGCAUACUUUUUGUGGAGGAUGGCUGAGUUUUGUACGGGACAACAAUGUUGAUGUAGGAGACAUUUGUAUCUUUGAGCUUCUCCUCAAGUUUGAGAUGCAGGUGAGAAUUCUUAGAGUAAGAAAGGAAGGGAUAGAUGGUCAUUAUGGUGAGGCAGAUCACAGAGGGAGAAGCAAUGGUUGCUCAAAAACAUCAAAUAAAAUGUCACGACGCAAACCACAGAAAAAAAGUGAAACUUCUCAUAGUAUAAAAGGAUCUACUGCAUGCUCUCUAUCAAAUAAUUGCGUCACAGAAUCAGAUAUCCUUAAAACGUUUGGCUCCCUUGACAAACAAGGUUCUCUUAAAGGUUGUAUGUCAAUGAAGUCUGCUCCUGAAGAAAAAAUGGCUGCUCAAUAUUUCGUUUCCAGUUAUCCCCAUUUUGUUCGAGUUAUGAAAAAGUUCAACAUCAGUGGUUCAUUCACACUGAAAAUUCCGUAUCAGUUUUCUAUGGAGCACCUGCCACACAGCAAAACAGAGAUUGUUCUUCGUAAUUUAAGUGGAAAAUGCUGGACUGUAAAUUCUAUCCCCACUUUAAAAGUCCAGACUUUGCAUACUUUCUGUGGAGGGUGGAUGGCUUUUGUUCGUGAUAAUGAUAUCCAAAUGGGAGAUAUUUGCAUCUUUGAGCUUGUUGGGAAAUGUGAAAUGCGUGUUCACAUAUGUGGAAUUGGGAAGAAAGGAUUGGAUUACCAGCAUGGCACAAAGAAUCUUCCCAUGCCUUGAGAUUUGGACGCCAGUUAAUAUGUACAGUAACUACCAAGUUUUUGCGGAGUGCACAUGAGGAUUGUGAAAGUAGAUCUUCUUCUUCAGCUGCACCAUAUUUGUACUGGAACUGUUAGGGAAUAACUGGUUAAUGCAAAUGAGAAGACAUUUAUUGACUGUAUGUCUUCUUUAACAGUGUAAACUUAUGCUGGAUGUUGUUGGUGGUCUGUAACUGAAGUUUAAUUGCCUUGAAACACCAUUAGGGUCUGUUGUAUUACAUUUUUCUUGAAUGAAAACAAGACAGAGACUGGUGGGAAGUAUGUAGAGCUUAGUAUCUUGUUCAUA
This is a messenger RNA of Salvia splendens (bonfire salvia), 2199 nucleotides long. RefSeq names its product B3 domain-containing protein Os01g0723500. Gene Ontology annotation, molecular function: DNA binding. The transcript has 7 exons. The coding region runs from base 262 to 1875 and encodes 537 amino acids. The record is from RefSeq and is a predicted model, not a curated record. NCBI's taxonomy places the organism in Eukaryota, Viridiplantae, Streptophyta, Magnoliopsida, Lamiales, Lamiaceae.